AUGUCGCACUGGUGCGAUGGCAACACGACACAACAGACAACAAAGGAGGUCAUCCAGCAGCUCUUUUCUUCUGCUCAGUUUGACUGCGGGCGUUUGCCUCGUCUUCCACGGGAUCGCAAUGUUUUACUGUCGCCCAAUCAGCUGACGGUCGUGGGUGGAGCAGUUGAGGCUGGUUAUUAUGGUAAAAAAAAUGAUGACAUCAUCAUCAAACCACCUCCAAAUCUCAUUUUGGAGAAGUUGCUGUUUGAUUACCAGGAGCUCCUCCACAACUCCACCUUCUGUCUGGUGCCUCGGGGUCGACGUCUGGGCUCCUUCCGCUUCCUCGAGUCACUACAGGCGGCGUGUAUCCCCGUGUUGCUGAGUAACGGCUGGGAGCUGCCGUUCUCUGACAUCAUUCAAUGGAACCAGGCGGUCAUCGAGGGAGACGAAAGAUUACUGCUGCAGGUGCCGUCCACAGUGAGAGCAGUCGGGAACGAAAGAGUCCUGGCCCUCCGACAGAAGACCCAGAUGCUGUGGGAAGCCUACUUUUCCUCCGUGGAUAAGAUAGUCCUCACCACGCUGGAGAUCAUUAAGGACCGUGUGUUUUCCCAUAUAUCAAGGAACAAGUACAUGUGGAACUCCCUGCCCGGAGGUCUCCUGGUCCUGCCGGAGUACUCAACUCACCUCGCUCAUUUCCCCUUUUACUACCUGGGAUUAGGGGUCAGUCCUGGUCAGGAGUUCACUGCUGUCAUACAUGCAGUCUCCCCGUUGGUUUCUCAGUCUCAGCCAAUCAUGAAGCUGCUUCAGGUGGUCUCCAAAUCAAAGUACUGCUCACAGAUCAUCAUUCUCUGGAACAGCGAGAAGCCGCCGCCCAGUCGGAGCAAAUGGCCUCCCAUGCCGGUUCCCCUCACUGUGACAGACGGCAGGAGGAAGACCACCAGUCGGUUUCUACCUCACGUUGCCAUAGAGACAGAGGCAGUGCUGAGCCUGGACGAGGAUACAGUCCUGCUGACCAGUGAGGUGAACUUUGCCUUCCUGGUGUGGCGGAGUUUCCCUGAGCGCAUCGUGGGUUAUCCUCCCAGGAGCCACUUCUGGGAUCCCCUGAAGCACGCUUGGGGCUACACCUCGAAAUGGACCAACGACUACUCCAUUGUUCUGACAGGAGCUGCCUUCUAUCACAGGUACUAUCACCAUCUGUUCACCCACUACCUGCCCCAGUCUCUGCGGACCCUGGUGGAUCGUACCUCCAACUGUGAGGACAUCCUCAUGAACUUCCUGGUUUCUGCCGUAACUCACCUGCCACCAAUCAAAGUGGCUCAAAGGAAACAGUACAAAGAGUUGCCCAGCCCACAGGGUACGAAGAGCGUCCCGUGGGCCAACCCAGAGCAUUUCAACCAGCGUCAGGAGUGUGUCAACACCUUCGCCAACUGGUUUGGUUACAUGCCUCUGGUUCACUCUCAAUUUCGCUUGGACCCUGUGCUCUUCAAAGAUCAAGUAUCAGUUCAUCGGAAGAAAUACAAAGACCUGGAGAGGGCAUGAAAUGGACAGAAACACUGGGAGGUCUGGUCUAGUCCAGUGGCCUCUUGGACAGACAAUUGGACCAAUCACAGGUUGACAGUUGAAAUGCGGUACUCAAGGAUGUGGGCAAUUUGGUACGAUCAUCAGGCAGACCCUGGCGGACUGUUCCAGACUAGGUAUGUUUAGAUAUGAAGAAAAAGGGUCCAUGAAGUUUGGAAGGAGAUUGAACAGAUUCUCCCAUCUCCAUGGGUUUGGUGCAACCCCAAAGGAAACCAUUUCCAAGAGUUUCUGUAAAUGGGCCGUCUUACAGAGAAAGAACAAUCUCCUCUGCACAGCACGUAGAGAAACGUGUGAACACUUCUCAUAGCUACCGCGGUGACAGUAAGAAGGAAAUCGGCAGUUUCAUGCCAAAAGCACCCAAGGGAGACUUGUAGUGGUGCCAUGCACUCCAGCUGUCGAUGUGUCUCGAUGUUACUGUGUGGGGGCAGUUGCCAAGGAAACGGAUCAUUUCACAUCAAAAUGCUAAGUGUAAAAUCAAUAAAAAAUGAUUUGUAAAUGCAAA
This is a messenger RNA of Solea senegalensis (Senegalese sole), 2059 nucleotides long. Its product is annotated as exostosin-1c-like. Gene Ontology annotation, cellular component: membrane. Gene Ontology annotation, molecular function: glycosyltransferase activity. The coding region runs from base 1 to 1518 and encodes 505 amino acids. Lineage: Eukaryota; Metazoa; Chordata; Actinopteri; Pleuronectiformes; Soleidae. The transcript is spliced from 11 exons. The record is from RefSeq and is a predicted model, not a curated record.